GCGCUCUCCGGAACAAAAUUACCCAUGGGCGACACAGUCUUCUCCAGUGACAGUGGAAAGUCUUAUCCAGACCUCGCAUUGAGUACUCGUGCAGCUGGUGUCAAUUAUUUUCGUUUGGACCCGCUGAUUAAGGAAUUUGAAUUUUGCGACGACAAGGAAUUGGAUCGUUCGAGACGUUUUCGACUACUCCAGUUACGUCAAGCUGGUGUUACUCAAUUCAAGUCCCUAUCUGUCCCCGUCGCUUCAAGGUUCAUCCCUUCAGAUGUGUUUCAAGAAUAUGACAAAAAACGGAGUGAGACGGGAAUCAAAGAUGCCAGAGGAAUGCGAGCAUAUCGUGUGCGACAUCAGCUCUACGUAGAAAAGAAAUCAUACAAAGAAGUUGUGAUCGAGGAGAAAAUACCAAACUUCUUUUUCAUUCUUCCACUCCUACGAAGAAUGACCGAAGCUCGACGUCCGUUGAAAGCCAAACACGUGGAACGUCGCCCGGUAAUUGCGCAAAAUAUCCAGAGUACCGGACUUCGAUUGUUACUCACCGUGCAUGCGGCGUAUAACUUGCCUACACGGAAAACAGCUGCUGAUGCACGCCCAUCAGGUGUCACUCGCCACACCGAAAUAAUGCCCAUAUUUUGA
Messenger RNA from Echinostoma caproni, 630 nucleotides. NCBI's taxonomy places the organism in Eukaryota, Metazoa, Platyhelminthes, Trematoda, Plagiorchiida, Echinostomatidae. The record is from the annotation of a GenBank genome assembly.